UUGAUCUCUCAUUUUCUUUUUUCAUAACUUUUGAAAAUUACUACUGCCAUGUGCAUCACAACGACCACAAGAAUGGUAAUUUGAGUUUCUUAAACGAGAACUUUAAAGCCGUCGUUGAAACGUGUACGGUGAAUAAAACAAAUAUGAAGCAGUUUUUAAUCCCGGCAAUUUCACGGAAGUGAAGACACAUGUUCGAUCGAGCAUGCGGCGGUAGAUGCUUCUUGCUCGUCAAUGGCUUCUACGGAGGGUCUGGUGCCGAUAACCAAGAGUUUUCUGGCUUCCUACUACGACAAGUACCCAUUUCCCCCUUUGUCCGACGAUGUCUCUCGCCUCACAACCCAGAUUCGUUCUUUGGCCGGCGAUUUGCUGAAGGAUUCUUCGCUUUCUGAAGGUGAAAGUUUAUUGGUAAAUGAAGCAGACUGCUCCCACAAAAUUGAUGAGAACAUGUGGAAGAAUCGAGAACAUAUCGAGGAAAUUCUUUUUUUACUUGAAAGAUCACAUUGGCCACCAUUGCUUCAACAGCAGUCCACAGCUGAAGAUGCUGAAUUAGCUUCUAUUAUUGAGCAGCUUAAAGUUAAAUUUCAAAACACAUUGAAGAUAUUGGAGUCUUUCCAAUCCAAAAAUUCUGAAAAUAUAUUCAACACAGUUAUGACCUACAUGCCCCAAGAUUUUCGAGGAACACUAAUCAGACAACAAAGGGAGCGCUCAGAGAGAAAUAAGCAAGUCGAGAUUGAUGCUUUGGUUGAUUCUGGUGGAAGUAUCCGUGAUCGUUAUGCUUUGCUGUGGAAACAACAAAUGGAAAGGAGGGCGCAGUUAGCCCAGCUUGGUUCUGCAACAGGAGUCUACAAAACCCUUGUUAAAUACUUGGUAGGAGUGCCACAGGUUUUACUAGAUUUCAUUCGGCAAAUAAAUGAUGAUCAUGGGCCCAUGGAAGAGCAACGGCAACGUUAUGGACCACCGUUAUACAGCCUUACAUCAAUGGUGCUUUCCAUUAGGCUGUUUCUUUUUCUAUCAUGGGGGCGUUUUGAGGCUAGGAAAUUAACAAGGCAUCAAGUUACGGUUUUGGAGCAAGCAGUUGACGUUUACACUGCUGAGUUUGAGAGGUUCAUCAAAUUUAUAGGCGAGGUCUUUGCAAAUUCCCCUUUCUUUAUUCUGGCAGAGCAUGAUGCUGCAACCGAAACAAGGAAAAAUGAUGAUUAUAAAGAGAUAACUGUUUCAGCUGGGAAAACUUACGAGGUUUUAUUAACGGUGGAAUCAAUAAACUCAUAUAUUGCUUGGGAUUUCUCCGUGACACAAGGCAAAAUGAACAUGGAUAUUGGAUUUAGCGUGGAGCAUGCAAAUCCUUCAGGUGAAAAAACACUGAUCCUACCUUACCGACGUCACGAAUCUAACCAAGGUAACUUUUGCACAUGCAUGGCUGGGAACUACAAACUUAUUUGGGACAAUUCGUAUUCAACAUUUUUCAAAAAGGUGCUGCGGUACAAGGUGGACUGUAUUCCUCCAGUAGUAGGACCAGUGCAGUCUGCAUCCGAAGCAGAAGGAUGAGAGGAACCUGUCCAGAAUAUGGCUGUUGCAGUUUAGCCCCAGUUCGUGCUUCCUCCUAAUUUCUGUCAUAUCCAUCUGUACUUUUUUUAUUUGUUCAUAAUCUUUAUCUUGUCCCCUGCAGUUGAUUAUUUCAAUUGGAUUUCCUUUAUUCUGAUGUGCCACGACUUAUGGAUGUAGAAUAUUUAAACUUGUACUCAAAUUUGUAUAUUAAUUGGAGCUUUGUAGAAUGAAUUUUAGUUUGAUCAUUGCAACCAAAGGUUACAAAGAAUUUCCAAGCAAA
Malania oleifera is the source of this 1825-nucleotide messenger RNA. RefSeq lists its product as uncharacterized. The transcript is spliced from 15 exons. The coding region runs from base 232 to 1545 and encodes 437 amino acids. The record is from RefSeq and is a predicted model, not a curated record. Lineage: Eukaryota; Viridiplantae; Streptophyta; Magnoliopsida; Santalales; Ximeniaceae.